This is a messenger RNA of Lathyrus oleraceus (garden pea), 1572 nucleotides long. Its product is annotated as thaumatin-like protein 1. Bases 105 to 1103 code for a protein of 332 amino acids. NCBI's taxonomy places the organism in Eukaryota, Viridiplantae, Streptophyta, Magnoliopsida, Fabales, Fabaceae. The record is from RefSeq and is a predicted model, not a curated record. The transcript has 3 exons.
CUCCUCAUUUCAUCAUUCUCAAAACCCUCUCUCCUACUCCUUUUUCUCCAAUAUACUCAUUCACAUUCUUCAUAUUUAAGCAUAAGUUUUUUCUAUAUCUAUACAUGGAUCACCACCACCACCACCAAGUACUAUCAAUUUUUUCAUUCUUACUAACAAUUCAUCUAUCAAUAUCAGGUGUAAUUUCAACAACAUUCACUUUUGUCAACAAAUGUGACUACACAGUUUGGCCGGGACUUCUUUCAAAUGCAGGGGUUCCACCUAUUCCGACCACCGGUUUCGUUCUUCAAACCGGCGAAUCAACCACCGUAACCGCACCAACCUCUUGGGGCGGCCGUUUCUGGGGAAGAACUCUAUGCUCUCAAGACAGCACCGGAAAAUUCUCCUGCCUCACCGGAGAUUGCGGUUCCGGCAAAAUCGAAUGCUCUGGUAACGGAGCCGCGCCACCGGCAACAUUAGCAGAGUUCACUUUAGACGGAUCCGGUGGCCUUGACUUCUUCGACGUUAGUCUCGUCGACGGCUACAACGUCCCUAUGUUAGUUUCUCCUCAAGGUGGCACCGGCGAUAAAUGCACCACAACGGGAUGUAUUGAAGAUCUCAACGGCGCGUGUCCUUCGGAGCUUAGUGUGAUGAGCGUGGAUGGGAAAGAGAACGUCGCGUGUAAGAGCGCGUGUGAGGCUUUUAAUUCGCCGGAGUAUUGUUGCAGCGGCGCGUUUGGGACUCCGGAUACUUGCAAACCUUCUUCUUACUCUGAGUUGUUUAAAAACGCUUGCCCACGCGCGUAUAGCUACGCGUAUGAUGAUAAAACCAGUACUUUCACUUGUGCAAAUGCAGUAGAUUAUACCAUCACCUUUUGUUCUUCUCCAACUACAAGUCAAAAGGCAACACAAGGGCAAGACACAAAACAGGAAAGUUCAUCAUCUUCUUCGAAUUCCAACUCUGCCUCACCUCAGCUUAACAACGACAACACAAACACAAUGGUGUAUGAAGGUGGUUAUGAUCAGAAUGAAAUCUCACAAGCCAUGUGCACCCAUGUGCUCCUCCAUUCACAAAUUAUUGCCUACAUUAUUACCAUUACUAUAGCCAUUUGGCAGUUAUGCUAACUCUUAUAAUGACUUUUCCAUUCCUUGGUCCCAUAAAUCAUGUCCAUAUGGCCACACCUCCACCUUCAUUGAACAUAAUGCGGGACCCUCUUUAAAAAUUUGACUAUUUAGCAUGACAAUUUUUAAAUAUGGUCCAUGAAUUUGGCUUUCACUGACUAGGACAUGACUCAUUUCAAGGUAUUGCUUGCCUACUACUCGUUUCAACUUUCAAGCCGGAGACCCUACAACCCUUGAAAUUUUGUCAUAAAAUAAUUUUUAUUAUUUAUUAAUUCUAGUUAGGGAGAUUUGAUUUUUAUUCUUUUAUUUUUUAAUUCUAGUUAUAAUGUAUUUAUUUUGUGUAAUAGAUCACAAGGCAUAUUAUUAUUGAAUUCUUUGUAUGGUAGGUGGGAUUCAUUUAUUGGUUAGUGAAUGUAAUAUUUGGCUACAAUAAGAAAAUUCUUUGUAUGGUAGGUGGGAUUCAUUUAUUGUU